This is a messenger RNA of Malaya genurostris, 2158 nucleotides long. RefSeq names its product thioredoxin reductase 1, mitochondrial (gene Trxr1). Gene Ontology annotation, molecular function: thioredoxin-disulfide reductase (NADPH) activity; flavin adenine dinucleotide binding; glutathione-disulfide reductase (NADPH) activity. Gene Ontology annotation, biological process: cell redox homeostasis; cellular response to oxidative stress; glutathione metabolic process. The coding region runs from base 233 to 1798 and encodes 521 amino acids. Gene Ontology annotation, cellular component: mitochondrion; cytosol. The record is from RefSeq and is a predicted model, not a curated record. The transcript is spliced from 3 exons. Lineage: Eukaryota; Metazoa; Arthropoda; Insecta; Diptera; Culicidae.
UAGGUAACAGUUCGAUUGUGUUUUCUUUUGAGAUGCCAUAACUGGCAGCCGUAACGAUUCAGUGUUAAAUACUAUUGUUUCGUUAGUUUGUUCCACACUGGCUAUGUGUCUUUAAGUGCUUAGUGUUGUAAAAACUAGAAUCGAAAGCCUGGCACAACGUUGUGAAAUAAUCUCGCCAGCGAAUCACACUUCGAAAAAGUGAUAACACAAGAAAAAGUAAACGGCAUCAGAAAUGUCACUGCUUGUGACACGACGUAUUGGAAGCCUUAUAAAUGUGCGUUUCUCGAGGUACCUCAGCACACACACCAUGCUGCUAUCGAAAGAAAACUUCGACUAUGACCUGGUGGUCAUCGGAGGUGGCUCUGGGGGUUUGGCCUGUGCCAAGGAAGCCGUACAGUUUGGCGCAAAGGUAGCGGUGCUGGAUUUUGUGAAACCAUCGCCACGCGGUACGAAGUGGGGUCUUGGCGGAACGUGCGUGAAUGUCGGUUGCAUUCCGAAGAAGCUGAUGCAUCAAGCGUCUCUCCUUGGCGAGGCUAUACAUGAUUCUCAAGCGUACGGAUGGAAGUUUGCACAGCCGGAAUCGGUCAAACAUGAUUGGGCUACGUUGACGGAGUCGGUGCAGAAUCACAUAAAGUCAGUGAACUGGGUUACGCGAGUGGAUUUGCGUGAUAAAAAAGUCGAGUACAUCAAUGGUUUCGGUUACUUCAAGGAUGCACACAACAUUGUGGCUGUGUUGAAGAAUCAAACUGAACGAACACUGAGCGCAAAAUACGUAGUCAUUGCCACUGGAGGACGUCCACGAUAUCCCAACAUCGAAGGUGCAGUGGAACACGGAAUCACCAGUGACGAUAUUUUCAGUUUGCCAAAUGAACCGGGAAAGACGCUGAUUGUCGGUGCCGGAUACAUUGGAUUAGAGUGCGCAGGUUUUCUGCAUGGAUUCGGUUAUGAUGCCACCGUGAUGGUGCGCUCGAUUUUGCUGCGUGGUUUCGAUCAACAGAUGGCUACCAUGGUCGGUGAUGCCAUGGUAGAGAAAGGGAUCAAGUUUUUGCAUAAAACCCAACCGCAGUCCGUAGAGAAACAAGCAGACGGCCGUUUGUUGGUGAAGUACGUUUCCGACGAUGGCCAGGAGGGUUCCGAUGUCUACGAUACCGUUUUGUUUGCGAUUGGCCGAACCGCUUGCACUCUGGAUCUGAAACUGGAUCAAGCUGGGGUGGUAACCGCCGAAGGAGGGAAGUCCGAUAAGUUGGAUGUAGACACUUUAGAGCAAACCAAUGUGAAAAACAUCUUCGCCGUUGGUGAUGUUCUUUACAAAAGGCCAGAAUUGACACCGGUGGCCAUCCAUGCCGGACGACUGCUCGCACGUCGGUUGUUCAAUAACCAAACCGACGUUAUGGAUUACGCCGACGUAGCCACAACGGUAUUUUCCCCUCUGGAAUACGGCUGCGUUGGAAUGAGUGAGGAAGCAGCCGAAGAAAAGUUCGGCAAGGAUAAAGUGGAAGUUUAUCACGCGUACUACAAACCGACCGAAUUUUUCGUUCCACAACGUAGUGUCCGGUACUGUUACUUGAAGGCUAUAGCGCUUCUCGAAGGGGACCAAAAGGUACUAGGUUUACAUUUUCUUGGACCGGUUGCCGGCGAAGUGAUUCAAGGUUUCGCUGCGGCCGUUAAGUCUGGACUCACGAUGAAAAUCCUCAAGAACACUGUCGGCAUUCAUCCAACGGUGGCGGAAGAAUUCACCCGAUUGUUGAUUACCAAGAGCUCCGGACUGGAUCCUACACCGGCUACGUGCUGUAGCUAAGCUCCCUCAAUACCCACAUUCGACUGAUUGGAUGUUCGUUAAACUGUAUUAUGCUGGAAGCCGAAUGUAUCUCAAUGUAAUUGAGUUAGUUUUUCUUCAUACUGUUUAAAUUCAUAGAAUAAAACAACAACAAAAAAUCAAGCUGAUAGACACCAUCGAAUUUUUGAACGCUUAUAUUUAAGUUGAUCUUAACAUCACCGAUUGGCACACAGAAGGAAUGCUCAUAGAUAAGAACAAUGAGUCGAGAUUCAACGAUCUUUCGAACGUAACUAAAUCUAAUUAUCUUGAGUACAUUGUCCAAAAGGCACAUCUAUCUGCAUUGCGUGACAUUGAUAAUAAAACACUCAUUGUGAACACGUA